Molecule: messenger RNA, 1008 nt
Organism: Cyclopterus lumpus (lumpfish)
Lineage: Eukaryota; Metazoa; Chordata; Actinopteri; Perciformes; Cyclopteridae
Product: GTPase IMAP family member 9-like
Exons: 2
Coding region: 15-782 (255 amino acids)
Molecular function (GO): GTP binding
Source: RefSeq, a predicted model, not a curated record
AGCUCAGGAUCGUGAUGGUGGGGAAGACCGGAGUCGUCCGGUGCGUGUCCUAUGCUGCUCCUGGACCCCAUGUCUUCCUGGUCGUCAUCCAACUGGGCAGACACACAGAGGAAGGAAAGAAUACAGUGCUGAAGAUUCAGAAAAUGUUCGGAGAGAAAGCAGACAAAUACAGCAUGGUGCUGUUUACCCACGGGGACCUGCUCAAAGGGAAACCUAUUGAGGAGUUCUUGAAGGACAGCAAAGACCUGAAGGAACUUGUGGAUAAAUGUAACGGCAACUACCACGUCUUCAAUAACGAGGCGAAGGAUCAGGCGCAGGUCGGCGAGCUGCUCGACAAGAUCAGAGACAUAAUGCGGGAGAACGGAGGAAGCCAUUACAGCACUGAAAUGUUCAAGAUGGCAGAGAAGGCGGCUGAAGAGGAAAAACAACGAGUCCUUAAAGGGAAACAAGAGCAAAUGCGCAACAAGCUGGAGAGACUUGAGAAGAAAAUAAGGGACACAGAAAAAGGACAAGAGGCACCUCCAGUCUCUCUCCUUUGGUGCCCUCACCUGCAGAUCUCUUCUUUUUCCGGGUGCCUAGCCCCCAGAAUCUCUCUCCUGGGCGCCUUUCCUUUUAGGUUCCACUUAUGCCAACAUUACAGAGCCCUGAUGGUCGGAGGGUGUAUUGUAUUUUCUUUCAAUCAUCAGAAUAGGCAAAUGUGCAGAUCCAAGUUCAUAAAAUAUCAUAUAAUUGCAAAUGCAAUAAACUAUUCAGAUUUCAUGAAGACGCAACAAUACAUUUGAUGCAUCGUGUCCAUGAUGAAUGUUUAUGAUAAAUUAUAGACAUGAGCGUCAUGGAAAGUGCUACCAAUUAGGGUUUUGACAUUUUAGUUUAGUUACUUAUACCUUACUUUGUUCUCAUGUAAUUAUGUUGUUUAUAUAACUUGUGAAUGGGGACAGUGGUUAAAAAUAGGAGAAGAUAUGUUGUGAAUUCUGCCCUCGAUGGACUGGCGGCCUGUCCAGGGUGUCC